Molecule: messenger RNA, 734 nt
Organism: Drosophila grimshawi
Lineage: Eukaryota; Metazoa; Arthropoda; Insecta; Diptera; Drosophilidae
Exons: 2
Coding region: 246-560 (104 amino acids)
Biological process (GO): gamma-tubulin complex localization
Cellular component (GO): gamma-tubulin ring complex
Source: RefSeq, a predicted model, not a curated record
CGCAGUGUGGAAAAUUCUGAGGCAGAGGAACUCUUAAAGUCAAACAGAUUAAAAGUGAUAGUAAUCAUUCUAGUGUCAAUCGUUGAUUGACAAAACGUAAUUACAAACUGUAUAACAAUAAAUACAUUCUAUAUUGAAUAAUUUUUUACAUUUUCAAAUCAACCACGUGAUUAAGACAACGUACGAGGUUUGUGGCCCGAUGACCUAUCGUUGCUUUGUUAAUGCUUAUCCACUGACGUCAUAAGAUGUUACAACAAGAGAGCGACGCAGUCGAGCAGCCAGAUGAAGAUCGUAAUAAAGAAGUGGCUGCCGUUGAGAAGCCGUCGAAAAAGGACAAAGAGAAGGUUGACAGUUUCAUAAACAAAUCGUCAGAGCUUCGCAUUGCAGUUCAUGGCAUGUCCUCGCUAAUUAAUACGCGUCUGUCCAGCGAGGCACUGCAAACAUGUCUCGCACUCAUCGAGGCCGGAGUGCAUUCAAAGGCUCUGGCUGACAUCGUCAUGCACAUCCUGGACGACAAUGCCAAAAGACAGGAAGCGGAGCAUGGCAAUACACAGCCAUAAACUAAUUGCGUUUCUCAUUUCAAUGCCAGACAAUUUUUGGACGUAGGUUCAGCUGCUUAUCAGCAGCUGCAAAACCUGCAGACUUUGACGCAUAAACAUUGCUCCAUUGAUUGCGAUAUCAUUGUUAUCAUCUUGCUUAUACACACAAAUAUAUAUAUAUAUGUUUAUUUAUAA